AUGGUUGUGCAAGACAGUACAGAUGCUGGGAAUACAAGAGUGGGCGUGCAGCUGGAGCCCUUCCUGCACCAGGUUGGAGGGCACCUGAGUGUGAUGCAGUAUGAUGAACACACAGUGUGCAAGCCCCUUAUCUCCCAGGAGCAGAGGUUCUAUGAGUCUCUGCCACUGGCCAUGAAGCGGUUUACCCCUCAGUACAAAGGCACCAUCACGGUGCACCUCCAGAGAGACAGCAGAGGCCAUCUCAGCCUCAUUGCUAAUCCACUGAAGGAGAACCAAGGGCCCUUCAAGGUCUCUACUGAGUCGGCUGCAGUGACAAUAUGGCAGACACUCCAGCAGACCACCGGUGGCAUCAGUAGUGGCAACCACUCCCUUGCCCAGUGGCAGCAUGCCCAGCUCACGCAUUCACUCAAGGAGAGCGCGGGCAAGACACUCUUGAGAUCUGAGUUCCACUUCAAAGCUGAAGUCUCUUCACUAGUGGAAGACACCAGUGGGAGCCAGGCUGAGAGGAAGAGUUUCAACCCAUGGGGCCUGCACUGCCACCAGGCCCACCUGACCCGCCUGUGCUCUGAGUACCCAGAGAAUAAGCGGCAUCGGUUCUUGUUGCUGGAAAACGUGGUGUCACAGUACAAGCAUCCCUGCAUCUUGGAUCUGAAGAUGGGGACACGGCAACACGGGGAUGACGCAUCCGAGGAAAAGAAGGCCCGCCACAUGAGGAAGUGCGCGCAGAGCACCUCGGCCUGCCUGGGCGUGCGCAUCUGCGGCAUGCAGGUUUAUCAAACUGGCAAGAAGCACUUUCUCUGCAAAGACAAAUACUAUGGAAGAAAACUCUCAGUCGAGGGGUUCAGACAAGCCCUCUGUCAAUUCCUGCACAGUGGAACCCGCUUCCGCACAGAGCUCCUAGAGCCCAUUCUGCACAAGCUCCGGGCCCUCCUCAUGGUUAUUAGGAGCCAGAGCUCAUACCGGUUCUACUCCAGCUCUCUCCUCAUCGUCUAUGAUGGACAGGAGCCCCCAGAAAGAGCAUCAGGCACCCUGUAUCCUCAAGAGGCUCCACAGACAGCCCUUGGCAGCUGCCCUGGAAACCUCCCCAAAGUCGACAUCCGAAUGAUAGACUUUGCACACACGACAUACAAGGGCUCCUGGAAUGAGCUCACCACCUAUGAUGGGCCAGACCCUGGCUAUAUUUUCGGCCUGGAAAACCUCAUCCAGAUCCUACAGGAUAUCCAAGAAGGAGAAUGA
Orycteropus afer afer is the source of this 1236-nucleotide messenger RNA. The record is from RefSeq and is a predicted model, not a curated record. Lineage: Eukaryota; Metazoa; Chordata; Mammalia; Tubulidentata; Orycteropodidae.